Molecule: messenger RNA, 1610 nt
Organism: Dimorphilus gyrociliatus
Lineage: Eukaryota; Metazoa; Annelida; Polychaeta; Dinophilidae
Source: the annotation of a GenBank genome assembly
CAUUUUAGUGUGGAGUUAAAGAAGUCUAACUAACUUUCAAGAUGGCGACAUAAACAUAACAAAUCUCGAUUAAUUAUCUCUUUUAGAAUAUGAAUAAUUGCACUGGUGCAAACGCAUGCAAUCCUCCCGUGAAUGACAUCGAAUCUUUUCAAUCCUGGUCAGAUAUCGAUGAUAUCAGAUCCAGCCUAAGGAGAAGCAGGUCGUUUGAGCAUGUUGAACAUGAUCUUCUUGACAGUUGCUCAGAAGUUCAUGUUGAUGGACCAGCGUCAUGGGACAUGUGUAGCAGUAUGUAUAAUGCCCCGCCUGAAGAGAAUAUGAAUGAUAGAUUUAAAGCGUUGUCAGUGCGAAAUAAUUUACCGGAUAUGGAUAACUCAUCGAACAAAACUGAAGAGAAAAGAGACAUAAAAACUGAACUAUUCGCCAAGUUGAAUAAUUUCAGACAUGGUUUCAUAUUAAAAACUAAAACUCAAUUUAGCUACGAUCAUCCCAUAAUAUUAUUAGGAAAUUUAUAUCAUCGAAAGUCUUCAUCUAUGCCUCUAACAAUACCUCAUGAUUUUCGUAGAAGUCUAAUUGCAGAAGGUAAACUAGGAAUGGAAGAAUUUAAAAGGGAUAUAUACACUCGAAUACGCUUUACCUACCGCCAAAAUAUGCAUCCAUUACCAAAUUCAGACAAUCUUAAAACAGACUUAGGUUGGGGUUGUAUGUUAAGAGUUGGUCAAAUGAUGUUAGGCUUUGCCAUAUCUCAACAUUUAUUAAAUAGAAGUUGGAGAUUACAACAAAAUUCCUGCGAGCUAUCAACUCAUAGAUCAAUAAUUGAACUAUUUAACGAUUAUUCGGAACCGUUAGGUCCUCUUUCAAUACACGCAAUGAUUGAAAUUGCAAGGAAUUAUGGUAAAAAAGCUAAAGAUUGGUUUGGUCCAGCAACUAUGGCCUGCAUUAUUAAGGAUUGUAUAGAAGAUAUGAAUACUAAUAGAAAAAAGAAAAAAUGUAUUUUGGAGUACUCUUCAGUGAAUCCUUUAUCAAGAUUUUGUGUGUAUAUUGCUGAAAACUGUACAGUUUUUAUGAAAGAUGUUGAGAAAUUAGCAAUGGAUGGAGAGGGAAAUUGGAAAAGUGUUUUAAUUCUAAUUCCUGUUCGAUUAGGGGGUGAAAAAUUAAAUAGAGACUAUGCAGAAUGUUUAAAAGGUAUAUUGUCAUUUGACGGAUGUGCUGGUGUGUUAGGUGGAAAGCCUAGACAUUCCGUUUGGGUUUGUGGUAGUCAAGAAGAUGAAUUUAUAUAUUUGGAUCCUCAUUUAUGUCAAGAAUCAGUUAAUUUAAAAGAUGAAAUGACAUCUAUUGAAACUUUUCAUUGCCGGGAGCCCAGAAAAAUGUCUUUCGGAAAACUAGAUCCAAGUUGUACAAUAUGUUUUAUCUGCAAAAGUCGACAGCACCUAAGCGAGUUACGGGAGAAUAUUCAAAAGUAUUGUAUCACUAAAGAAAGACGGAAUGACUCAACACCGCCGAUGAAAUAUCCCGUUUUUUCAAUAAUUGAUAAAGAAUCAACACCAGCACAGGCAUUAUCAAUAAAUCGAAAUUCUCGGGACAAUCAUUUUGAAGAUUUCGUCCUUCUUUAA